Molecule: messenger RNA, 1697 nt
Organism: Cryptomeria japonica (Japanese cedar)
Lineage: Eukaryota; Viridiplantae; Streptophyta; Pinopsida; Cupressales; Cupressaceae
Product: histone deacetylase HDT1
Exons: 11
Coding region: 304-1263 (319 amino acids)
Source: RefSeq, a predicted model, not a curated record
UCGAUUGAUUUAAAAUAUCUCAAAAUUAAUUCAUCCAACAGAUCGACUUGCCUCUUGGCAAAAGCUAAUAAUUAAAAAAAAUCACUGUACAAGGAGCUGAUAUGGAUCGUUUCCCCCUUGUCAAUUGCGGUACAAUUGCACCAGCGCAAACCCUAAAAAUACAUGAGUAAAGAAGAAAAAAACAAGAAGAAAACCUACAACCCUAGCUACUUAAGGAUAAGCCUUUAAAUUAACGUUACAGGGUUUAUUCGGAGGGCUUUUUGGUGUUUUCUGUCUUCUUUACUUGGAUUAAAGAAGAACGAAAUGGAGUUUUGGGGAGUGGAGGUAAAACCUGGGGAGGUUUUAAAUAGUGAUCUUGGAGAUGAUAAGUAUGUCCAUUUAUCGCAGGCAGCUUUGGGCGAGAUUCAAAAUCCAAAAGGAAAUGAGAGGGUUCCUCUCUAUGUUCAUGUGAAGGGCAAGAAGCUUGCAAUCGGAACACUGGUGUUUCGGAAAUGUGACCAACUUUCAUUAGAUUUAGUAUUUGAUGGAGAGUUUGGGCUUUCACAUGGUUGUGCAGCAGGGAGUGUAUUUUUCAGCGGUUAUACUUCAGUUCCAGAAGAUAAAGCUGAUGGAAUGGAAAUGGGAGAUGAUUCAGACUCUGACUCAGAAGAUGAAAGACAAGUACAAGCCUUGAUGAGACGUAUUAAGGGAAAUGGUCAAAAAGAAGCUAAGCUUGUCAACUCUGAAUUAAAGAAAGAAGAGGCAAAACCUGCCAAGUCUGGGCCUGUCACACCCGCAAAAGCAGCUGCAAAGGUGAAGCCAAAGCCAGGGGAAGAUGAAGAAUCUGGUGAUGAUGAUGACAAUGAGAAUGAGGAAGGUUCAAGUGACAGUGACUCUGAAGAAUUAGACGAUUCUGAGGAUGAAAGUGAUGAGGAUGCGAGUCAAAAGACACCCAUGGUUGAGACUACUAGCAAGAAGAGGCCUUUGUCCGAAUCAGCUACAAAACCUCAACGUACUGCUGAUAAAAAGGCAAAGACAACAGUAACUGGUGGAGCACAGAAGCCAGGUACUGAUGGAGGUAAGAAGGAUCAGAAAGUACAGACACCUAAAGCAAAAGGCACACCAGGUCCCAAAGAGCCACCCAAGACCCCUGUAACACCUGGUUCAGCAGGUUCAGUGAAGAAAAUUGGUGCCCAUCUUUGUGCCAGUUGCUCAAGGAAUUUUGUCACAGAAUCUGCCUUGUCACAACAUAAUGCUGCUAAGCAUGGUGGAAAGCAAGGUUGAUAAGAAUGCUUUGUCACCAACCAUUUAUGGGUAUUUUGUAGAUUGCAAGGAUGAGUUGUAACUGUGUGGAUAUGCGGGAUGUUUAUGUGGCUAUUUGAAGAUCCAAGACACAUGGAAGCAACUGAAAUUCUGUUUUAUAGCUAUCGUGUUAAUGGAACAACAGUUGAGCUGGAGGGCUGCCUCAAAUUAGUUAUGAUAUUCUAUACUAGAUGCCAUAGUUGUGAAGAUGGGUGUUGUAUAUUUGAAUAUUCGAGCAAUUUUUUGUCAUGUUAUGAAUUUAUAUAAAAACCAAAUUAUCUGAAUUCAUCAGUAUGGCUUUGGUAGCCUGUUAUGAAAGUUGUUACUGGCCUGUGAUUCAGAGUUUUUACAAAGACUAUACAUUUGCUAAAAGUAUGCUAAACUAGUUUGCAAUCAAAAUAUUUCAGUUACUGGCA